AUGAAUGCUUUUCGCCCAUAUGUGUGGGACCCAAGCCUUAUUAUUGGUCAAAUGGUUUGUAUGCAGGCAGUAUUUUAUGCCUCCCAAUCCAUUUUGCUUUUAGCAGCACGUAUUGGUGGUCACAGUGCAACGGUGCAGACUGUAUUCUCACCUCAGGUUAACUUCGAUUCAGCACUAGUUCAGUUAGCUUCCGAACUAGUUUGUGCCUUCACCUUAGUUCGUGUCGUGCAACGAACAAGGCAAUGUUUAGACUUUGUGUGCACCUUCCAUCUUUUUCACUUAAUUUUUUUAAUACUGUAUAAUAGGUUAUUUCCGACAGAACUCUCCUGGUGGCUUUUUCAAGUGUUUGGUAUAACUGUUUGCACUGUUUUGGGAGAGUACCUCUGCAGGAAAGCUGAAAGUCGAGAAAUACACCUGUCACAAGCAGCAGCAAAAUAUGAAGUAUAA
Enterobius vermicularis (human pinworm) is the source of this 447-nucleotide messenger RNA. The record is from the annotation of a GenBank genome assembly. Lineage: Eukaryota; Metazoa; Nematoda; Chromadorea; Rhabditida; Oxyuridae.